This is a messenger RNA of Trichosurus vulpecula (common brushtail), 3346 nucleotides long. It is a transcript of the gene CD81, whose product is annotated as CD81 molecule. The record is from RefSeq and is a predicted model, not a curated record. Gene Ontology annotation, cellular component: membrane. Bases 220 to 930 code for a protein of 236 amino acids. The transcript is spliced from 8 exons. NCBI's taxonomy places the organism in Eukaryota, Metazoa, Chordata, Mammalia, Diprotodontia, Phalangeridae.
AGAGCCGAGCCAGAGCGGUGAGCUCAGCGAGCGCGGCGGCGGCAUCUGCGGAGGUGCGGGACGCGAGCGAGGCCGAGCAGGCAGCCGGACCCCGAGCCCGAGCCCCUCCCGAUCGGCUCCCGAGCCCCUCCCGAUCCCCUCGCCUCCCGCGGCCGCCCGCGCCCAGCGAGCCCAGCUUGCCCGGUCCGCACCAACACAGUCCCCGCCGCCGCCGCAGCCAUGGGGGUGGAAGGCUGCACCAAGUGCAUCAAAUACCUGCUCUUCGUCUUCAAUUUCGUCUUCUGGCUGGCCGGAGGCGUGAUCCUCGGGGUGGCCCUGUGGCUCCGCCAUGACUCCCAGACCACCAGCAUCCUGCACCUGAAUCUUGAUGAUAAACCGGCUCCCAGCACCUUCUACGUGGGCAUCUACAUCCUGAUCGCUGUGGGCGCCGUGAUGAUGUUUGUGGGCUUCCUCGGCUGCUAUGGAGCCAUCCAGGAGUCCCAGUGCCUGCUGGGGACGUUUUUCACCUGCUUGGUGAUCCUGUUUGCCUGUGAAGUGGCUGCUGGCAUCUGGGGCUUUGUCAACCGGGACAAGAUCGCCAAGGAUGUGAAGCAGUUCUAUGACCAGGCUCUGAAUAAGGCUGUGCUGGAGGACAACGCCGGCAAUGCCAAGACUGUGGUGAAGUCCUUCCAUGAGACGCUGGGCUGCUGUGGCUCUGACGCGCUAACCUCCUUAAUCACAGCCGCUGCCAAAAGUGAGCUAUGUCCUAGCGGAAGCAACAUUCUCACCACCCCCUUUAAGGCAAACUGUCACCAGAAGAUUGAUGAACUCUUCUCAGGGAAGCUGUAUCUGAUCGGCAUCGCUGCCAUCGUGGUGGCUGUCAUCAUGAUUUUCGAGAUGAUUCUCAGCAUGGUCCUGUGUUGCGGUAUUCGGAACAGCUCCGUGUACUGAGGGCCGCACCUCCGGGGCUGUUCUGAGGCGUGGGCAGGCAGGAGAGGAGGGGAGCCCCCAGACUGCCACUGAGUGACCGGGAGGCAUCUGAAGAGCUAUCCAGAGAAUUAUGUAUAGAAAUGUUUCCGAUAUUACUCUACAGUACUUCUUAGCAGUUUUACUUUGGAGGGUUGGGGCACGGGGUGGGGGGUGUUUUUAUUUUUGAAAUAAAGAAGUUGCCAGAUCCCUUUCUGUGCCUCUGGCUACACGUGGGUGUUGUGUAGCCAGGGUCUUGGAGGGGGUCUGCUGGGCUGAGGCCACCACUCAGUGGGGCCCCCACCUUCCUACAGGGCAUGAAGGUAGGGCAGGAGUGAAGGCCCUUGGAGGUAGGGCAGAGGCGGAGGCCCUUGGAGGUAGGGGCAGGAGUGGAGGCCCUUGGAGGUAGGGCAGGGGCAGAGGCCCUUGCUGGCCCUGCCUUCUGAGUGGGGAAGGAGAGUCCUGAGCCCAGUGCUACGUGGGACCCUGGCCCUGAGGCGCCCUCCCUCAUGCAGCCUUGGCCCUUUUUUUUUUAACCAAUCUGCAUUAUUUUCUCCCGUAUCUACUCUCUUGAGCAGCAUUUCUCAUGUUCUCACACUUUCUGGCCUUGUAUGUCUGACUCUGGCCCCUUAGAUUAUAACUCGGCCGUCCAAGACAGGCCCAAAUCAGCUCAUUUCAAUAAAAGGAAAGAACAUCAGGACUGGUGUGGACCCUUCCCUGUAAGCCCUGCUUGGCAGGAGGCCCCCUGAGGCUGGGCAGGGGUGGGGGUGGGGAGGCCUUUGGUUCUGAGAAAAACUGGCCUGUCCUGUGGAGGCCGAGAGAGGCCCGGGCCAGCUGGCUCUCCUGCACUUCUAGGGCCCAGCCCCUCCUGUCCCUACCUCCUGGCUCCCCUGGCCCCAGAGUAGGGGACCUCAGCCUGAGGAGGAGGCUGGGCUGAGGGGAGUUGUCUCUCACUGCCAAUGGCCAGCUUGGCCUAUGGAUAUGGAAGACCAACUUUGGCCACGAGGCCCGGCCUGACCCACCCUUCUCAGCCCACUUUUGAGCCCUUCACUAGCACCUGGCUCGCCUGCCUGGGGCUUCCCCACUGUCCUGGGCUGUUCAGAGGGGAGGCCCCCACCAUGGUGGGCAUUGGGAAAUGGGUAAUUGAGCCCUAGAAAGCCUUAAAGGAAACUGCCCAGAAUGAAUGUCCGUUUGGGGGAGGGGGCAGAACUCCUCAGGCCUGCCUCCUCAGGCCCUCCCAGCCUGUCUCUUGUGUGGCACACUGGACGUGCAUGCAUGUGUGUUUACAUAGAUGUUGUAUGUACUCAAGUAUGUUCUGGGCCAGGCCCCGUGUCUUUCUUGGACUUGCUAUCUGGCCUGGAGGCAGCAGCCAGGCCUCAGGGUUCCAUGUUUAUGUUCUGUGGGGUGCCCCAUAGAAGGGGGCCAUGCUGGGCCAGGAGGGAUCACAUGUGACAUGUGGAACGAGAGGCCUUUGAUCCUUCAAUUUAACCACCAUCUCCCUGUUUCCUGAGUGUCUGCACAGUCUGGAGUCUAGGCUUCAGGACUGGCCCCCAGCCUACACAGAGCAGCAUGGCAGGAGGCAGGCACCAUCCCUGAUGCCUUGAGGCUGAGAACCCGUCCUAUGGGGCCUGGCCUCCCCCCAAGGAGGGCGAGAAAACCCUCUGGCCUCCUGCCCAUGGGCAGGGGUGCUGCUGGCCUCUCCCAGGAGGGGCUGGAGGAGGGAGGACAUCCCUAGGAGGAGGUAGCCCACAGAAAGCUCAGCCCUCUGGCCUCCUGCCAUGGGGGCCCCUGGCUCCUCAGAGCUCUGAGGCUGGCCCUGCCCAGGUUCUGACUCUCCUCCCUGUGUGUGUGCACUUCACCUUGGCCUUCUUCAGUGAUGCCGGCCCACACCCUGCACCCCUGCUCUCAGACCCCCCACUCCCACGCCGGCCUUGCUGGGCGCAUCCCCCAUCAGACUGGGCGGGGGAGGGGUCUGUCAAAACAGAAAACUGCUUGCCGCUGUCUCUUCUGUCUUCAGGAAGGCAGGGCUAUGGGCUUGGUUGGGUGUCCCCUGCCAACCCCCCCAGCCAGGAAGGCGUGCGCCCUUCUACAUCUUCAUCUCCUAGAGCCGUCGCUGCUGCCUCUGCCUCCCGCCCCCCCGCCCCCUGCCCCCCAGCAGUCUCUGUCCCUGGGAGAUGAGUCCCCAGCCAAGGGUGCCUGUGAUGGCCCCGGCAGUGAGAUGGGGGGGAAGGGAGGGGCCCACCCCUUCCUGCUUUGCUCAGGCUGUCUGGGGGGAGGGGGGAUAGCAUGGCCUGAGGGCGUCCCCCCCUUGCUCCCCGCUGUUGUCCGUCUGCUUGUUUGCCCCACACGUGGCCCCCUUUCCAUCCAUGUAUCCAAUAAAGCAAGCACUCUAAUCCAUGAA